GAAGCAUUAUUCCCAUGUUAGACCACCAACCUUUUUGUAUGUACUUUCACUUUAUAUAUUGUGUGCACUAAUCAACCUAAACAAGACCUCCCCAAACUAUCAAAAUCUCUCUAUAUUCGCCAUGGAUACAAUAAGACUUUGGUUAAGCUAUGCAGUGUUGCUCUUUCUUACUCAGAGACAUUCAGUUUGUGCGCAAGGUGGUGGUGUCAUCGGGGGAGCAGGGAUUUUGGUUCAGAGAGCAGCGUUCUGUUUCAACAAUAACCUCCUCUAUAGAGGGUGCAAUGAGGCGUUCAGACUAAACCAAGGAGGUGAAUUCAAGGUUCCACCAGAGGAAACAGACAGGUUCUGCAACGGCCCUUGUGCCGCAGAGACGGAACUCGUGCUUGAAUGCAUUAACAACGUCAUGUCUGAUUUCGUGUUUUACAAUCGUGCUACACCGAGAGAUAUCAGGAACACUCUUCGUGGUGGCUGCAGCAACUCUUUCACUAGAGGAAACUUCAAUGUGGGAAACUAUGCUCAAGGACUCUUUUUUGGCAAAGCAGAGAAGAAGCUGCCUGGUUUUUUCAUUGGACUAGUUCUCGGUUUGGCACCGUUGAUCCUGUAAAGCAUACUUUUGUUAUUCAUUAGACUAUACAAGAGCUUGUAUGUAUGUAAAUGAUACUCCAUCUCAUUGGACUAUCAUUGUUUGUCUACAUAGGAAAAACAUGGAUUCAUUGUUACCUUUUUGAUUUUAGAGUCUGCGGCAAAGAUUUACACUUUUCUCAUUUGUUUUAUGGCUUGUUAAAUGUCGGAGCUGAGGUUAGCGUUGAAUGUCACUUUUGUGUUUUCAACUUCAUCGGGUUAACCAUGUGAGAGACCUGCACAUCACAUUUCAUCCUCUAACAAAACACACUCUUUUCAAGUUAUCUUCAAAUUCAUAUUUCAAAUAAGAGGCUUGAAACUAAUAUGCCAUGAGGGCUUGUACGAGAAGAGAAGACAAAGUCGACAUGCAAAAAGGAUCGCAAUCAGCUGGUGGUUUUCAUCAGAAUCAGCCACUGACGUUGCAGAAUGUCUAGAAUAUCUCCAGAGCCAUACCAUAGCUCAACACCAGACGAACAUGCAAUUGAGAGCUUUGGUUCAAGAUUCGACAUCCAAUUCAAGAAGGUUCGGGAUCAGCUCUCAUUUGAUGAAUAAGAUUUUGAAGAGUCGAGACAAGGAGACGGUGAACUCAAAUUCAAACAUUCUGAUAGGCGAAAAUAAAUUUAUACACUAAUGAUUAUGCAGAAACCUAAAUUCUACUAAGGGGCUGUUAUUGGUUUAUGAUUAACAAAGAGUAUUGAUGAUUUUCUAAAUUAAACUAUUUCCUUAACUUGAAAAGAGUUUUGAUGAUAUUUAUAGAAUUUUUUAUUUUGUUAAAAGAGUUUUGUUGAUUAUUAAUCCAAGAUAAUUAUAAACUUGUGCAGAGUUUAUCUUUUCCCAACAACUAUUUAUUAUAUAUAAUUUUUUUAUAAUUAUCUUUCCACAAAGUCCACGUAACGUCUCUUCUCCACAUUAGCUUCAUAUGAGAACAAGAAAACCCAGACGACCAUUUCUGUUCCUCUAGUUUUUUCUCCUUUACCGUCCCAACCUUGGCGACACCCAAGUUCUAUGGCGUCAACGCAUCAACAAUAGAAGCUUCGAGAGAUUGUGUUGUGUAAAGAUUACAAAGUGAAAACCAAUGACAUAUUUUUAAUUAUAAUUAAAUCAUUAUUGGUUAAGGUUUAAAGACUUCUACACCCAUGUUUGGGGUUCGAACCCCAAACUAUGCAAUUUCUUGCAGAUUACAAGAAAUCCAGGUUUCAAGUCCCAAAGAGAGCAAUUUAUUAAUGCAGGCUACAGAAGAAAAGUUUACAAGGAAUCUUCAACAUGGUGCAAGUAGAUCUUAUCAGGGAUGGAUCUUCAUAGAACGGCUCAAAUGAUGCAGUUAGGCGUAGAUCUUCAUAAGGCAGGUAGUAUUGUCGGUUGUCGAAUCGUCUAUAUAAUAUUUCUCAUAAAAUGUAAUGUCCUAAUAAAUCAGCGUUAAAAAAAAUGAUAUCACUUAAUUAUGAUGACAAUCAGGUUUAUGUGGCGGCAUAAGAAUCAAUUGAAAAAUAUCAAGUCCAAAAUUUAAUUGCUGGUAAAACUUAUACUAAUCCAAACAUAAAUGUAUACUAGAGCUUGACCUGCACGUCCGUGCGGAUGUUUGUUUUAACUUGUAAAAUCAUUAUAAACCAUUGGUAAUUACUGUUUGUAUAAACUGUGGCAAACUUUAUUAGAUUUUUGUUGGAUUGUACUGUGUUGAGUGAAUUUUUUAACACAAAUAAAUGAUUAGUAAUACAUUCAUCUAUUAAUUAUUUUGUUUUAUUAGUUUCAUUGUUAAUUUUAUAUUGUACUAAUACCACAUAUUUAAAAUGUUGAAAUUAUUAAUUAUACAUAUAUAUUAUAUUAUAAAUGGAGUACAUAUUUUUGGACGACAAAAAUGUAAUAUUAAUUUUUUUUAGAAUAAUAAAUAGCAAAAUUUUAAAAUCGUAAUCUAUAGAUUUAAAGAGAAUCACGUUUGGAUUUCAAAUUAAUUAUGCUUGAUUGUAGGGAAGAUAAUUAAGAAAGUUAGAUUUGGAGUGGAUCACGUUUGGGAAAAUUACAAAAUCCACAGGGAAGAUAAUUGUUGUAUUUAGAUUAAUCAUUUGUUUUAAAUGCAGUGGCAUAGACUUGUAAUUAUUUAGGAGAAAUUGGGGUUAAAUACCAAAUGUACUUCAGUUUUAAUAGAUCAGAUAAUAUGAUAAAAUUAAUACUCGGCGAUUUCAUUAAAUUAAUACUCGACGAUCUCAUUAUAUGAAACUUUCUUUAAAUGGCUCAAAGUUGAUUUAUAUUGUGAUUCAACAUAAUAACUUUUUUAAAGUGUAAGAUAUACUUUUAAUUCGUAUUAUUUGGACAACAAUUUAAAUCAAAGUUUGCUAUAUAUUAAGUAUUGCAUGAUUUGGCUAUACAUCGUAAAAUAAAGAUUUUUUAAAGUGUUUUUUUUAUUAAUGGAAAAGAGACACUUUGAUAAAAAAAAAUAGCGAAGAGACGCAACUAUUCAAAAUUGUUUUGUUAAUUAAAAAAAAUAUUGUUCGGUUCUCAGGCAUUCCUAGCCUACAAAUUUUUUUAUAAAAAAUAAUACAUAAAUUAAGUUUUUUUUUUGUUACUACCGAAUGAACUUAUAUAUCAAAUAUUUUUUCUUGCAACACAAUUCUUUAGAACUUAAAUUAUGAAAUUUAUAUUGAAGAUUAAAAAAAGCUUUGGCACCUGCCUAAUUGUUUUUCGUAGUUUAGGAAAAUAUUAAUAAUGACCUUUCGUAUUAGUUAAAGAUAUGUAUCACGUUAACCUAACUUUCAUCAUGUACAAAGUAUCGUUUGCAAACAAAUAAUAAUAUCAUCAUUCUAUAUUUAGGCCUCAAGUAUAAUAAAAAUGGGGUGAAAUUUUUUAUAUUGUCUUAAUUUGGUCCAUAACCAAACUAUACUUCAAAUUAUAAGCUUAAUCCAAUUUGUAAUUGUAUUUUUAAUAUUUAAUUUUUCCAUCUUAUGUUGUCAAAAAGAACGUAAAAAAUCUGAUAUUAUGAAAUUAGUGUAUAUUCAAAAUUAAAACUAUAUAAAUUUUAUCUACUGAUAAGUUAGUAAAAGAAAAUUCCAAAUUUAUCGGUCCAACAUAUAUAUGAUUAUAUAAACAAUCAAAAAUUGUAUAGAUAUAAGAACAAUGUGAUCAUAUAUAAUUCUUAAAUUUGUCAAUACAAUAUGUUUAAUUAUAAAACAACUACUUAUUUCGGAUUAUCUAUAAUUGGGGUCGCUUAAAUAUUCUUUUUAAUUUCAAUUGAGGAGAAGGAGAAUCAAUCGUAAAAUGUUGGUAUUAUUAUCGACAAUAAAAAAACCUAAAAUCUGAAACAAAUUUUCGUGAUUAAUUUUAGAAUCAAACUCUUUUGAUAAGUUUAAAUUAAUUAUUUUUAUACCAGGUUUUUUAAUAAAUAAGAAACUUUUCCACCAAGUUAAUGCUUCCACCGAUUUUUUUUAACUUUCAUUUACAAAUAGGAGUGUAAAUGGAUAUAACAUUUUAAUUUUUUUAUUUUAGCUUCUAUACUUUUUCUAUGUGUACCAAAUAUUUAUAGUUAGUUAGUUAUUUUAUAUUGAGAAAAACAUAAAUACCAAAUAUAUUUGACAACAAGAACACAUGUAUUCAGAAAUCAUCACAUUUUACAAUAUUAAAAUAUAAGUUCUUUAAUAAAUAUUUCACCUUGCACAUGGCACAGUUCUUAUCCUAAUAACUAACUAAAUAGAAAAAAAUAAUUCAUUAAACUUAAAAUCAAUUUAUAAAGUAUUUAACAUUCAAAAAACUAAACACAUAUAAAUCAAAUUUAAUUGUUUUAUUAAAUUAAGAUUCCAAAAUCUAACCCUAAAAAUACAAAUAAUACUAUAACAUAUGUUACCUAUCCUUAAACCAAAGAGUAUCAUGACUCAAUCUACAUUCAUUCACCUAUGUUGACAACAAUUUAAUUUUAGUAAAUCAAAAUUUAUAGCAUUUACAAAUUUCAGUAAUUAUAUGAUUUGGAUUUUUUUCCUAUAAAAAUAUAUUUUACAAAAUUUAAAAAUUAUUUUUAAGAUCUAAUAAAUGAGAAUACUUCCCUUGGAAGACUUCCUUGAAGAUUUCUAGAAGAUUUCACUUUAGGUGAAAAACCUAAAUUUCUAAGUUAAUCAUUAGGCCGAAACCUAAAUUCUAACAAAAUUUAAGCAUGAGAAGAUACACUUUGUUGUGAAGUCUUCCAGGAAGUCUUCAAGUGCAUUAUAUAUUAGAGAACUUCCUGAGAAGUCUUUACAACCCUAUAAUCAAACAACUAAUUAAAAUAGCAAAACAAAUUCAUGAAACUUAAAAUCAAGAAAAAUUUUCUAUGAUAGCCAUUUUUAGUUUAUCUUCACAAAAUAGUUCUCAAUGAAGAAAAUGACCAAACAAAUUUUUAUUGAAGGGUCUAGGGUUAACUAGUCUAGACUUAGGGUUUAGAGUUAAGGGUGGGGUUUUAGGGACAUGUUUUCAAAUUUAAAAAAAAAAUUAAAAAAUAAAUAUUAAAAUUUUCAAAAUAAAAAGUGCUAUUUUGGUUAUUUUCUUCUUUGAUGGCUAUUUUUGUGACAAAAAAAUAAAAAAAAAGAGCUAUUAGAGAAAAUUGUCUGAAAAUCAACUUAUAAAGUGUUAAAUAUACACAAAACUAAAAACAUAUAUGUCAAAAAAAAUUUCAAACAGUUAAGAUUCCAAUUUUUAACCUUAAAAUACAUUAAUAUUAUAACAUAUUGUAUCAAACCUUAAACCAAAGACCAUCAAGGCUCAAUCUACAUUCACUCAUCUAUGCUGAAAAAAAAAUUCAAUUUUAGUAAAUAUAAUUUUACAUCAUUUAGAAAUAUUUAUAAUUACAUGAUUUAAAUUUUUUCCCAUCAAAACAGUUUUUAUAAAAUUUAUAAAUUAUUUUUAAGAUAUAAUACAUGUGAACACUUUCGAAGAUGUCUUCUUAUAGAAAAAUUCUGGAUAGUCUGCUCAGAGAAGACUUUACUAACCACAUAGAAGACUUCACAGAGUUAUAUUCGUAAAGUGCAUAUAAUUUUUUUUUUGGUCGUAAAAGGUUGGUCGUAGUUUCACUAAUAUUUUGGGUUAGUUUGCAUUUGAUUCUAUUUAGGAUAUACUUUUGCAUUUCAAAUUAAGUUUUGAGUCAUUUUUGGCAAAUUUCUCUUUAUACAUUGGUUUAUACGUUUCUUUGAGACAGAUGAUAAAUAAAUUGGAAACUCAUUGAUUUUAAAUUCGUUAAAACUAAAUCAAUACAAAAUAUAAGAAUUAUUUUACGUAAAAAGUUUACUAAUGGAAAAUUAAAAAAAAAAAUUAUAAAAACUUAGGUUUAAUUAAUUUCUAACUCAUAUAACCUAUAAUUUGGAAUAAAAACACACUACAAACUACAAGUUCUAACAUUUAUAAUUUACUGGACAGAAAAAAUUAAUAUAAAUAGUUUAAAUUUUUUUUAUGAUAAACUCUAAUGUAUAUAUGUAAAUAUAUAUAUAUAUAUAAAUAUUCAAAUAAAACUGUAAUAGAAAAAUAAU
Messenger RNA from Brassica rapa (field mustard), 6101 nucleotides. RefSeq lists its product as uncharacterized. The record is from RefSeq and is a predicted model, not a curated record. Lineage: Eukaryota; Viridiplantae; Streptophyta; Magnoliopsida; Brassicales; Brassicaceae.